AUGACUGAUCUAGGAAAAAUGGUUUAUUUUAUAGGGAUGGAGAUUAUGUACUCUGAGAAAGGUAUAAUUUUUCAUCAGCUGAAAUAUGAACUUGAGCUUCUGAAGAGGUUUGAGCUGUUGACUUGUAAAAUUGUUAUCACACCUGUUGAUACAAAUCAGAAAUUGGAUUCUGAUUUUGAUGGUGAUGAUGUAGAUGCGACAACAUUCAAGCAGUUGGUAUGGUCUCUGAGGUAUUUACGUAAUACCAUACCUGAUAUUUGUUAUGCAGUUGGAAUCGUGAGUAGGUUUAUGAGUAAACCGAAAUGGUCUCAUUACCAAGAUGCUGUCAGAAUUCUGAGGCAUAUAAAGGGAACACUGGAGUAUGGAGCUUUGUUCCCUUCUGGUGCUGAAACUGGCUCAGAACUUAUGAGUUACUCAAAUUCUGAUUGGUGUUGUGACUGCAUGUCAAGUUGUGUGGCUUCUAAAUUUACUGCAAGAUCUGAAUAUCAAAGUAAACAAGCCUCUAAAGUUGAUGACUGA
This is a messenger RNA of Lathyrus oleraceus (garden pea), 519 nucleotides long. RefSeq lists its product as uncharacterized. The transcript is spliced from 2 exons. Bases 1 to 519 code for a protein of 172 amino acids. The record is from RefSeq and is a predicted model, not a curated record. NCBI's taxonomy places the organism in Eukaryota, Viridiplantae, Streptophyta, Magnoliopsida, Fabales, Fabaceae.